AACAGACAGGAACUGCAAAGCCGAGCAAACAGACGGAGAUGAGAACUUCCCGUGUCGAGGAUUCACGAUCUAACGAGUCAACGUGAAUUACACCUGGAAAGUUAAGGUGACGCAGCCUCUGUAAAGACGAGGAGAUGGAUUUCUCGGAGUGUUAUCAGCACACGUGUUCCGCCGUUGCCUUGGCGGCGCGGGAGGGGAACCACAGUCUCGUGAGCAAGCUGAUCCAGAAGGGCUACAGCGCGGACGUCAGCGAUAACCGCGGGUGGAACCCGCUCCACGAGGCCGCCUUUCGCGGCUCUUACGAGUGCGUGCGCACACUGAUUAAAGCGGCAAGCUCCAGCCGCCGACGGCGGGACUACGUCAACUCCCCUGCGCACGAUUCGACGACUCCUCUCCUACUGGCGGCUCAGAAGGGCCACGCCCGAGUGGCGAAGGUCCUCCUGCGAGCCGGCGCCGAUGCCAACCGCGCCACCGACGACGACACCAGCCCACUCUUCGCAGCGGUGUCCGGCGGCCACAUGGAGGUGGUGGAGCUGUUGGCCCGUAACGGGGCGGAGGUCGACCGAGCGCACUCCGUGUCCAGGUGGAGCUGUCUGCACCAAGCUGCGUUUAAGGGCCACGCCGAGAUCGUGCGGUUGCUGGCGGGCGUGGCUCGCGCGAACGCCGUCGACGACUUUGAGAUCACGCCUCUGUUCGUGGCGGCGCAGUACGGACAGAGGCGGUGUCUGGAGAUCCUGGCCGACGCAGGGGCGAACGUGAACUGCCAGUCACACGACCUGGCCACGCCCAUGCUGAUCGCAUCACAGGAGGGACACCUGAACUGCAUGGAGGCACUGCUGGACCGGGGUGCCGACCCGAACCUCUACUGCAACGAGGAGAAGUGGCAGCUUCCUGUCCACGCCGCCGCCGAGUUCGGCCAUGUCAGGGUCCUGGAGCGGUUGCUGGCGGUGACGGACCGCGUGUGCGACCGCGGCGCGGGGAAGGUCAGCCCGGUGUACUCUGCGGUCCUGAGGGGGCAGGCGGAGACUCUGCGGGUUUUACUGAGGGAGGGGUACAGCCCUGAUGCCCAGGAGUGCCCUGCCUACGGAUAUUCCUCCCCACUGGCUGCAGCACUCUGCACCUCUGCUAUGAGCGUGGAGAUCCGAGGCCGUGUCCCGGGGCUGGUGAGGGCACUGCUGGGGGCCGGGGCGCGGGUGGACGGCGGCCUGUACGCCAGGUGUCUGGAGCAGGACCUCCCCUACCUGCUGGAGCCCCUCCUGGAGCGGGGGGGUGUGCCCGUGGGGGAGCACCUGGCCGAGCUGGUCCGGACCGGCCUGGCUCGCCUCCACGCCGCCGACGUCUGGCUCCCGCCGCUGCUGAGGGCCGGCCUGGACCCCGCGGCGUUCCUGCGGGACGCCUUCUUUGAGAAAGCCAGGAGCGAUGUCCUUUGUUUCUUUCUGGAGUUCACUAAUUGGAAGAUGCUGCCCCCAUCUUUAAGGCUCAUUCUGUCCCAUCGCCAGGCGGAGUCCACCUGGAAUCAACAGCAGCAGUUUGACUCCCCGCCGUCUCUGUGCCACCUGUGCCGUCUGGCGGUAAGGGGCGUGGUCGGAAGCGAGGCGCUGGCCCGGGGCGUCUUGGCGAGGCGGCUUCCCGUGCCCCCUCUCCUGCAGGACUACCUGCGUUUCGCCGACGCCUUCGCUCCCCGCCAUCUCCCAAAGCAGCGCCCCCCCGGAGAGAGAGAGUACCUGGGAUACGACGGUCCGGAAUGACACCCCUCUCCGACUGGGAAAACCGCCACCUACCUGGAAUAACAACUACACGCUUCCGGAAUCACUUCAGAAUAACCCCUACACGGAGGACAAGGGCUCCCACACACUGGAGUUGAACCCCCCCCCCCCCCUCCCCUGGGUGAAAUUACACCUCGGGGCUGUCAAAAGUCUUGCUUGAGUUCCUGUCCUGUCCUGUCAGUGUUCCCAUUCACAUUUGUCUUACAAGCACUGUGUUGCAAUUUUUUAUGUGAAUAAAUACUUUGAGGAUUCGUUUUGUA
This is a messenger RNA of Anguilla anguilla (European eel), 2026 nucleotides long. RefSeq names its product ankyrin repeat and SOCS box containing 3 (gene asb3). The record is from RefSeq and is a predicted model, not a curated record. Gene Ontology annotation, biological process: intracellular signal transduction. Gene Ontology annotation, cellular component: cytoplasm. NCBI's taxonomy places the organism in Eukaryota, Metazoa, Chordata, Actinopteri, Anguilliformes, Anguillidae. The coding region runs from base 135 to 1748 and encodes 537 amino acids. The transcript is spliced from 10 exons. Gene Ontology annotation, molecular function: protein binding.